CAGCAUGGCUUCUCCAGCUCUGCUCAUGCGUGUGGUCGCCUCUGCAUAUUCUGCAGCAGAAAAAGCUGCAGCAAUUGUUAGAAAUGUAAUGGCUACAGGAGAUCUGGGCAUAGUGGAGAAGACCGGAGCCAAUGACUUGCAGACCAAAGCUGACCGACUGGUACAAAUGAGCGUUUGUGCUUCCCUGGCACAGAAGUUUCCCAAGGUGACAAUCAUAGGAGAAGAAGAACUGCCCAGUGAUGAGGUAACUGAGGAACUAAUUGAAGAUGGUCACUGUGAAGAAAUCCUGAAGAAAACUUGUCCUUCUCAGUACGCAGGAAUUAAAGAGGAAGAGCUUGUAAUAUGGGUUGAUCCCUUGGAUGGAACCAAGGAGUACACUGAAGGUCUCCUUGACCACGUAACAAUUCUUAUUGGAAUUGCUUAUGGAGGCAAAGCAAUAGCAGGAGUUAUUAACCAGCCAUAUUACAACUAUGAGGCAGGACCUGAUGCUGUGCUGGGCAGGACAAUUUGGGGAGUCCUGGGCAUAGGUGCCUUUGGAAUUCAGCUCACAGAAGCACCUGCUGGGAAACACAUCAUCAUUACCACCCGCUCUCACAGCAGUGCCCUGGUAAAUGAAUGCAUCAGUGCUCUGAAUCCAGACAGUGUCAUCAGAGUUGGAGGAGCAGGAAACAAGAUCAUUCAGCUUAUAGAAGGCAAGGCAUCUGCUUAUAUAUUUGCCAGUCCUGGGUGCAAGAAAUGGGAUACAUGUGCACCAGAAGCUAUUCUACAUGCUGUGGGAGGCAAGAUAACUGAUAUCCAUGGAAAUUCAUUUCAGUAUAACAAGGAAGUGAAACACAUGAAUUCUGCUGGGGUCCUUGCUGCUUUGAGAAAUUAUGACUAUUAUGCCAGUCGUAUUCCUAACACUGUUAAACAAUCUCUUGUGCCUUGAAGCAAUAAAGCAUCUUCACUUGGCCUGGCAGGCUGAGAAAAUGAGCUUGGAGGAGAGAGAGAGAUGAUAACUGAGCCUUAAAUAUUGUUUUAGAGAGCCUGAUCUGAAUGCUUUCAUUAAGGUGUUCAAUAAUUUCAAAUUGCACACAGAAUCAAUAUGUAUAUGUUGGAUCAGAUUGUUUUGCUGUGUUUAGCAGAAAACAUCAAACCAGUCACAUUCUUCAAUAGAUGUUUUCCACAUCCUUUGGGAGUAUUUGUUCUUCAUGAUUGCGUUCAAUAUACUGCUAAUUUUAACACUGGGGUCCAAAAAUCAUCUUAAUAGUCAGGGUACAAAAUCACGGCAAGUCAUUU
Molecule: messenger RNA, 1278 nt
Organism: Nestor notabilis (Kea)
Lineage: Eukaryota; Metazoa; Chordata; Aves; Psittaciformes; Psittacidae
Gene: BPNT1
Product: 3'(2'), 5'-bisphosphate nucleotidase 1
Exons: 8
Coding region: 5-928 (307 amino acids)
Biological process (GO): phosphatidylinositol phosphate biosynthetic process
Molecular function (GO): 3'(2'),5'-bisphosphate nucleotidase activity
Source: RefSeq, a predicted model, not a curated record